Nilaparvata lugens (brown planthopper) is the source of this 3220-nucleotide messenger RNA. It is a transcript of the gene Tace, whose product is annotated as ADAM 17-like protease. Gene Ontology annotation, biological process: membrane protein ectodomain proteolysis; Notch signaling pathway. Bases 123 to 2375 code for a protein of 750 amino acids. The transcript has 13 exons. NCBI's taxonomy places the organism in Eukaryota, Metazoa, Arthropoda, Insecta, Hemiptera, Delphacidae. The record is from RefSeq and is a predicted model, not a curated record. Gene Ontology annotation, cellular component: plasma membrane. Gene Ontology annotation, molecular function: metalloendopeptidase activity.
UUGUCGUCUGCUGCAAUAAUUAGCAUAUCGAAUCAAAAAAUGAAGGUUUUUGUGCAGUAAUUGUAAUUCUUUGUAUUUGUAAUUGUGAGUUGUGCAAUGAUUUGAUUUUAUUGUUAUUCAACAUGCUUAUUUCCAUAAAAUACAAUUUCAUUCUAUGUGUUCUAAAUUUUUGGCUGAUUCCAAAUGUGAACAGCUCCAUUCACAAGAAUGUCAAAUACUUUGAUACAAUCCAUGCAUCAGAUCUUAGCCACUCAAUUGUAAAGCGAGGCUUGAAAGAAAGUAAUCAUCCUUACAAUAAAAUCAAAGAAGUCCGAUUCAGUACUCUGGGAAAGGACUUUAGACUGAUACUUACUCCAAGAAAAGGAGUUCUUCAUUCAAAAUUCCAAGCUUAUAGUGUUGAUGGUGAUGGAAAGGAGAAACCUGUAUUCAUUGAUCAUGAAAACUUCUAUGAUGGGAGAGUAUUUGGUGAGACGUGGUCCGAUGCAAGUGUUCACAUGGAGGAUGGAUUAAUGACUGCAACUAUACAAGUACCUGAUGAAACAUAUCAUAUCGAGCCAUCUUGGAGGCAUCUACCGCAUCUUGAUAAUAAAACCAUGGUCACCUAUAGAGCAUCAGAUGUUCAAUUCAGUUGGGACCAAGGCCAAACACCCCAUCGCCCCUGUGCUCAUGUCAAGGAAGGUGAUGAUAGCGAAGAUGAUGAUGAUGACGAUGAUACGGAAUUGGUAAAUGGUCCAGUCGAUGAAAUUAUUUUUGAAAAGGACGAGGAUAGUGAUGUGAAGGUCCGAGCCAAACGACAAUCAGACACAUAUGAAUACACUCCCACAAAAACAAGAUGUCCUCUUCUUCUGGUCGCCGACUAUAGAUUCUAUCAAGAAAUGGGAGGAAGCAAUACUAAAACGACAAUAAAUUAUCUGAUCAGCCUUAUAGAUCGUGUGCACAAGAUUUACAAUGAUACAACUUGGCAAGACCGUUCGGACCAAGAGGGCUUCAAAGGUAUGGGAUUCGUGAUCAAGAAAAUAGUUGUGCAUUCCGAGCCAACACGAGUGCGCGGUGGAGAGGCACAUUAUAAUAUGGUUCGGGAAAAGUGGGAUGUUAGAAAUCUUCUGGAAGUAUUUUCAAGAGCAGCAAUUCUGAAAGAAUUCUGUUUGGGCCACCUGUUCACUCAUCAACAAUUCCGAACAAAAGAAACGUCAGUUCUUGGCUUGGCGUACAUUUCUUCGCCUCGAUUCUACUCGACUGGCGGCAUUUGUAGUCGUGAGUACUUCAAAAAUGGCUACACUCUGUAUCUGAACUCGGGAUUGAGUUCUAGUCGGAACCAUUACGGUCAGCGAGUGAUCACCAGAGAAGCCGAUCUGGUGACUGCACAUGAGUUCGGGCACAACUGGGGGUCAGAGCAUGAUCCUGACAUAAACGAAUGCAGUCCCAGUGCUAGUCAAGGCGGAUCUUAUCUAAUGUACACUUACAGUGUCAGUGGAUACGAUGUCAAUAAUAAGCGGUUCUCGCCGUGCAGUUUGCGGUCGAUUCGCAAAGUGCUGCAGGCGAAGUCGGGUCGGUGUUUCUCGGAGCCAGAGGAGUCGUUCUGCGGCAAUCUGCGCGUGGAGGGCGACGAGGAGUGCGACGCCGGCCUGCUAGGCACCGAGGACAACGACGCCUGCUGCGACAAAGUCUGCAAGCUGCGUCACAACCAGGGCGCCGUCUGCAGUGACAAGAACUCGCCGUGCUGCCAGAACUGCCAGUAUAUGGCGGCGGGCAUCAAGUGCCGAGACGCGCAGUACGCGACCUGUGAGCAGGAGUCACGCUGCACGGGCAGCAGUGCCCAGUGUCCCAAGUCGCCGCCCAUGAGUGACGGCACCAGCUGCCUCGAGAAGGGCAAGUGCAGCCUCGGUAAAUGCAUUCCCUUCUGCGAAACACUCGGUAGGCAGAGUUGUAUGUGCGACGUCAGUAAGUAUUCUCCACUUGCAAAUGCCUGCAAAAGGUGCUGUAGGAUGACAUUCAAUGACUCUUGUGAACCAUACGACCAGAAUGAUAUUCUUCCUGACGGUACACCGUGUAUUCAAGGAUUUUGCAAUAAGGGAGUAUGUGAGAAAACCAUUCAGGAUGUCGUUGAACGCUUCUGGGAUAUUAUUGAGGAUAUCAAUAUAAACAAAGUCCUCUUGUUCCUAAGAGAUAAUGUUGUUGGCACCGUCAUUCUGGUAACAGCUAUGAUAUGGAUACCAGCUAGCUGUCUGAUCAACUACGUUGAUAAGAGGCGACUGCGCAGAGAAGAGAAGCGAUCCAAGUGGAAACAGACUGAUGACUUCUACUAUCCAGCCGACACUCGGCGAGUUGUGAUUCACACUCGGGUGCCUCGCAGCUCCAACCAGAGAAUCACGUAGCCGGACUAUUCUUAUGAAAAACCAUUGUCAUCUUUGUUACCCUCACAAUAUUAUUAUUAUCCGCACACUAGUCUCUGUCCAUAUUGUGCUUCAGUAUUAUAGGAUUAAGUUUAUAGUUUUCUGUAUGAACAAAGUGGUGAACAAAAAAUAAUUCAAGUUCAAUAGAUUCUGUAAACAACAUUGUAUUAUUUUAUUAAGAAUAGCACUAAACAUGUCGCAUGUGAUAUGAUAUUGUACUUAACACUAAUUUAAUGUGAUAUUGAUUUUGUACUCUAUUUUUAAAAACCAACCUUUUUUUUUGUUUCAUUAGGUGAAAAUAUUUUGUUAUCAGUAUCUCUUUUUAGACUAUUCUAUUCGUGGUCUUAAAGCAAUGUCAACGUUCUUCUCUAAGCGCUACAGUCCUGGGUGGACCUUGGCUUUCUCAACUAUUUGCGUCCAUUCAUCCCGCACCACCGUUUUUCGUCUCCAGCCUCUCACUGACAUUGACGUCAGGUCUACCUCUCUUUCUUGUGCCCAGCAUCCUGCCUUCAAGCAUCUGUUUCUGUGUUCUAUUGUCGCUCAUUCUGUAUAAAUGUCCAAGCCAGCUGAUUCUCCUGGAUUCGACAAAACGUAAAAUAUUGGCUCCUUGUAAAAUUCUUUGAAUUUCCUCAUUGGAUCUUAUUUUAAAUUCUCCAUCGUAAUACAGACCCUUAUAUGUUAACGUUGAUAGAUUUUAUUUGAGCUCUUAUCUCAUCCAAAUUAAUUAAACUUUGUAAUUUGUAAUUAAACUUCAUCAGCAAAGUAUUCACUCAAAACGUGUUUAGAUUAAAUGUUUAUAAAGUUUUAAAUAAACGGUAUUGAAAGUA